Molecule: messenger RNA, 2658 nt
Organism: Rhododendron vialii
Lineage: Eukaryota; Viridiplantae; Streptophyta; Magnoliopsida; Ericales; Ericaceae
Exons: 7
Coding region: 92-2458 (788 amino acids)
Source: RefSeq, a predicted model, not a curated record
ACUUCUCUCAGCUCUUAGUUUUCCCCAUACUCUCACCCUCACUCUCACUCUCUCUCUGUCUGAAGAAGAAGAAGAAGAAAUUAACACGACAAUGGCGGCUGAUCUUCUGUUUACAGAAGAAGAGAUGGCAAUUGACGAAGGACUCGGGUACCCAAAAGCCUAUGGGAAGCUCUGUAGAGAUCGGGGUUUCGGUCCGUACAUCCAUGGCCCUCCUUUCACUUUCACUCCCUAUGCUCUCCAACAGAACGAGGCUACGAGAGUGGGAGAACUCGAGGAGAUGUUCCCGAUUAUUGACCCGAAAGCAAAACCCACUGCCAAGCCCAAGAUUUUUGUCAGUCUUCUGUGGAAGCAACUUAACCACCUUGGGAAUGCUGGAUUCGACCCUGCAACUUUUCGGGUUGACCCGUAUGGCAAUGUCCUCUAUUACCAUGCUGAUUCAGCUUCGCCUCUUGCUUGGGACAUUGAUCAUUGGUUUCCUUGCUCAAGAGGAGGAUUAACAGUUCCAAGCAAUCUAAGGAUACUACAGUGGCAAGUAUGCAAGAAGAAGCUUAACAAGCUUGAAUUUCUCAUUCCCUGGUGGGAUCUUCAAUUGGGUAUCUCCAUAAACCAGUUCUUGUCAAUCUUUGCUUCUUCAAACUCUGAUUUCAGGCAUAGGGCAUUUUCUAUGUUGUUUUCCGAGGGAGAAAGCGAAGAACUAAAUGCUUCACUGACAGUGGACUCACAUAUGUUCCCACAACAUUAUAUUGAGUCAAAAGAAAAAAUAGGACUUGCCCCAGCUGCUAUUGUUUUAUCUAGGAGAGAAUCUUAUGAGGCUUCAUCAGUUCUGAAAUCCCUUGAUGUCAAUAGAAGACCAAGGUCAAAUUCCCCCAUAGUUGCUGUGAGGAAAUCGAAAACAAGUUCGUUGAAAGAGAAUGAGAACCCGGACAUGGUUUCCAACCCAUAUCAGGCCAUUGUCAUGGCCAGAGAUUCUUUGAGGCAGAGAGAAGAAAGUGGAAAGAUGCAUGGAGAAAUUCAGAAAUUGGAUGAUGAAGUGAAUGAACUGAAGCAAAAGACUGAAGAGGAGAAAGUUUCCAUACAAGAGCUAGAGUUGGUGCUCAUAAAACGAAGACGUAGGGCUGAAAAGUGUCGUCGGCUGGCUGAGGCACAGUCUUCGUAUAGGGCAAUGCUGGAGAAGAUGAUUCGCGAUGCCAUGCACCAGAGUGUCAUUUACAAGGAACAGUUGAGGUUGAACCAGGCAGCAGCUAAUGCCCUAAUGGCAAGACUCGAAGCUCAGAAAGCAAUUUGCGAUUCGUCAGAGAAAGAACUCCACAGAAAGUUCAAACAAAGAGAUGAGCUAGAGAAACUGGUAAGGCCAGGAGGGGAGCAUGCGAGGAAGAGAUCAAGAAUGGACGAUAUAGCACUUGACGAGAAAGAUGACGAGACAAAUGUUUUGUACUUACCAGUAAGCAAACCAAGGACACAUUUACAGAAGGAAAUCACUGAUGCUUUCAUGGAAGAGAGACACGAAAGGGCACUCAUUUAUUUGCCGGGAAACAAGUCAAGGACCUCUUUGCACAAGGAACUUAGGGUGUUUUUGGAAGAGGAGCAGAAAUUAUCAGAAGCAGGGUUAUCAGCAAAUGAAGAGCAAAAACAGGAUGAAAUUGGCAAUGAAUGUGGCAAAGGCAUAGUUGCUGCAGAGGAGGAAAAUGAGGCCAAAAUUCAAGAGCUAAAAACAGGAGAGCAGAGGGAGAUACUGAGACUUCAAUUUCCAGGCACCCGUGAAUCUGAAAGAGAGGAGGAUGAAGAGAGCAGAAGGCAGCGCGGAAAAGGCAAUAUAGAGAAGUGGAUUCAGAUGUUGUGGGAGGAGAAUACUCCGGAAGGAGAUACUGAUGAAAAUCCUCAACAUUUCGAUGACAAUGACAACAGCAAGACUGACGAAAUAAUCAGAAAGCUAAAUCUCAAAUACCCACCGCCAGACAUUAAGGUUGUAGCUUUGAAACAGGAUGAAAAACAAGAUAGAGGGAAAAGUGAAGAGAAGAGAGUUCACUUUGAAGAUAGAACUACACCCAUUAAAACCCCUCCUUACAAAAUAUUGAAAGAGAAAAGCAAAGUGAAUGAAGAGUUGGGUAUUGCUGGUAAAGGAAGAGAAGAAGAAAGAAGGAGCAGCUUUGAAGUGCCUGAGAAAAAGGAGAGGGAUGGGAAGGAAAAAGGAGGAGAAGAAAGUAGGACCAGUUUUGAAGUGCAAGAGAAAAAGGAGAGGAAUGCGAAGGAAAAAGGGCUUGCGAGGUCCGACAGUUUUAGGGCGUUUAGGCGAAUCCCUUCUUCUCCGUCUUUGAUUCUAGGUAUGAGAAAGGGAGUGGAUUGCAUUAGCAAGAAGCCGUCAGUAAUUGGUGAUGAGGACUGUGAUGAGGAUCUUGCAGCGGGAAAUAACUUCAUUAGGUCAUCCAUCAAGACUAUUAAGAAAGCAGUCAAGAUAUGAACUUUAGCUACAGCUUGUCGUAUGAUUUUGUUUAUACCCAAUAUCUUCAUUUUUAUGAUCAUAUUUGGUUUAGAGAGUGUUAGUUUACAGCUAUUUCAGCUGAAUAAUUGUGUGAGAUUUAGGUUUUCUGGGCGUGAUUUGUGUAUUAUAAGAGCUUCGUUUGUGUACUAGAUAUGCAAUAACAGCUAGUUAUUUGAUCC